GGAGCGCACAGUAGCCUCUGCAAGGCGCCUGAGGUUCCUCUGUGCAGCGAGCAGGACUGGCUGAGGCGAGAAUGAGCCUCGCCGGUUCUUCUUGGUUAGGUUUUCACUUCCCCUGUUUUUAAGUUCCGAAAACGGGGCGACUUCGUUCUCAGAGAGGCUCCUUCUGGGCUGCGGGCUCCCUCUCCUUUUCUCCAGCCUCCGGGCUGAAAAAACGGUGGACUUAAUUGGUGUGGAGUUCAACUCUCCAAGCUCAGGAAGGAAAAUAUGGGAUGUAUAAAAUCCAAACAAAAAGACAAUCUACAUGGAGAUGGGCUAGAUGUGAAGAACAAAUCAGUACGUAAAACUGAACGAACUAUUUAUGUGAGGGAUCCAACGUCCAAUAAACAGCAAAGGCCAGGAAAUGAAGAUAUUCUUUUGCCAGGUCAAAGGUUCUAUCAUGAAGAUGAGGAGAAAGAACAUGGGGACAUUGUGAUAGCCUUAUAUAUUUAUGAAGGCAUGCAUGAAGAUGACUUGUCCUUUAAAAAAGGAGAAAAAAUGAGAAUUCUGGAGGAACAUGGUGAAUGGUGGAGGGCUAAGUCCCUUGUAACGAAAAAAGAAGGAUUUAUCCCAAGCAAUUAUGUUGCAAAAGUCAAUACUUUAGAAACAGAAGAAUGGUUCUUUAAAGACAUAACCAGAAAAGAUGCAGAAAGGCAACUUCUAGCUCCAGGAAAUUCUCCUGGAGCAUUCCUGAUCAGAGAGAGUGAAACAUUAAAAGGUAGUUAUUCAUUAUCCAUAAGAGACCAUGAUGGACAAAAUGGUGAUGUUGUUAAGCACUACAAAAUCAGAAGCUUAGACAAUGGAGGCUAUUACAUCUCUCCAAGAAUUACUUUUCCCUGCAUCAGUGAUAUGAUCAAACAUUAUCAAAAACAAGCGGAUGGCUUAUGCAGAAAGCUAGAGAAAGCAUGUAUUAGUCCUAAGCCACAGAAACCGUGGGAUAAAGAUGCCUGGGAAAUUCCUCGAGAUUCAAUCAAAUUAGUGAAAAAACUUGGAGCGGGUCAAUUCGGAGAAGUUUGGAUGGGUUAUUAUAAUAAUAAUACCAAAGUGGCAGUUAAAACUUUGAAACCUGGUACUAUGUCCGUCCAAGCAUUCAUGGAAGAAGCUAACCUAAUGAAAACACUUCAGCAUGACAAGCUAGUCAGACUAUACGCUGUAGUCACCAAAGAAGAACCUAUUUACAUUAUAACAGAAUUUAUGGCAAAAGGAAGCUUACUGGAUUUUCUGAAGAGUACAGAAGGGACAAAAUUACUACUACCAAAGCUCAUUGAUUUCUCAGCUCAGAUUGCAGAGGGGAUGGCAUAUAUUGAAAGAAAAAAUUACAUACAUCGGGAUCUUAGAGCAGCAAAUGUUUUAGUUUCAGAUGCACUUAUGUGUAAAAUUGCUGAUUUUGGCCUUGCAAGAGUUAUUGAAGAUAAUGAAUACACAGCCAGGGAAGGUGCAAAGUUCCCUAUCAAAUGGACAGCACCAGAAGCCAUUAACUAUGGUUCUUUUACUAUUAAAUCAGACGUGUGGUCCUUUGGAGUUCUUCUGUAUGAAAUAAUUACUUAUGGAAAAAUUCCUUAUCCAGGUAUGAGUAAUUCCGAUGUAAUGGCAGCCCUUCAACGUGGUUAUCGCAUGCCAUGCAUGGAAUCUUGCCCCUCUGAGCUUUAUGAUAUUAUGAAAACGUGCUGGAAAAAUAAAGCAGAAGAGAGACCAACAUUUGAAUAUUUACAAAGUGUCCUUGAUGAUUUCUACACAGCUACUGAAGGACAGUAUCAGCAGCAACCAUAGAAAAAAAGAAUUGUUGCUCUUCAUUUCCAAAUGGCAGGGACCUUUUAAUAAGACAAUGUGAUUGAGCCAAUUCUUUUAUACUUACACACAUACAUGUGUUGGGAUACCCUAAUUGUUUUGUGGUACUCAAAAUUGAAAGCUAGAACUCAAGUGGGCAAGACAGAUUAUCAACAUCUUGCUGAAGGCUUAGAAGUUUUUCUUCUUCACUGAUGCUUUCUUUGUAUUUAUAUUAAGUAAACAACUAGUUGAAAUGAAUUAUGAUAUAACAGAUCAUCAUUCUCUGUAAAAAAUCCUGGUGCAAAAUCAAAACUCCAUGAAGGAAAUCAACACUUAUUCCAAAUAACCCUGUGCAACAUGUAUCUGGAAAAAAAAUAUUAGUUUUACGGCUGAGCUAGAAGUUAUAUGAGCUGCUGCAUUUUGUUUACUGAAAAGCUGCAAAAGUUUGGAGGGAAUCCCUUUAUCAUUCUACCAUUUCUUUGCAAAAAAAAAAAAUGUUUUUGUAAAAAUCUAUUCUCUAAGCAUGGCUGAAAAUUUCCCUUUAAAGGUAUCCUUCAAAAAUGGGUAGUAUGAAAUAUGCUGGAAUUGAAAAGAAAAUAUCACUUUAGAAUAAUAUUUUGUGUUUUUCUGGAAUUCAACAGCUAUUUUCCAUUCCUAUUUUUUCCCCCUCUGAUUAUGUCAUUUUAUUAACUGUGUUUAGGGAAAAAGCCAAUUAAAAUGUUUAGCUUUAGAAAUACAAUUGCAUAUCGCAACUAAAAGUAGUAUGUUUUGGCACACACAAAUUAUAUGGUGAAAAAUAAUUGAACACAUUUUAAGUAAGAGUCCUAGAACACAAUUCAUAGAAAACAAUAUGUCUUCCAAAGACACAAUACUGUGCAUCAGGAUUUUAGUAAUGCUACACCACCAUCAUCCCAUGCACACAUGUCCUGUAUAAUAUAUUGGGAGGACAGUGUUUUGGGUGAAUCUUCUGAAAUGCUUUUCACCACUCCAUUAUUAUCAGAACACAAUGAUUAUACCUAUGCUCAGUAGUGCUGGUCAAUACUGUUAUACUUUUAAUGAAGAAAUUUAUUUGGUAGACUGGUAAUCGGACUGUCAACUUGUAAAUACAAUUUCAAUGUUUUUGUGAUUUUAAUAAAUAAGCAUUAUUGAAAAUCUGAACCAAUAUAAGGUCAAUUUCUUAUUCCUUAUUACAAUAAUGGACAGCUUCUUUAACAAAUUAAUUCUCCUGGAUUUACAUCUCUGUUCCAGAAUAUGAUCCAUUAUGCUGGAGUUUGAAUACAUCAAAUAGUCCUAGUUAGCUGGUCAGUGAUAAAGGAUGCUAGAAAUUGCCCUUAGACAAUAUCUGGAAUAUCACAAAUUUCCAUUUUUCCUGUAAUGUAUCUUCUCUUAUAAUUAUUACAGGAUAUGCUCUGUUACAUCAA
Messenger RNA from Notechis scutatus (mainland tiger snake), 3224 nucleotides. RefSeq names its product LYN proto-oncogene, Src family tyrosine kinase (gene LYN). Gene Ontology annotation, biological process: protein phosphorylation. Gene Ontology annotation, molecular function: ATP binding; protein binding; protein tyrosine kinase activity. NCBI's taxonomy places the organism in Eukaryota, Metazoa, Chordata, Lepidosauria, Squamata, Elapidae. The record is from RefSeq and is a predicted model, not a curated record.